Bipolaris victoriae FI3 is the source of this 255-nucleotide messenger RNA. RefSeq lists its product as hypothetical. NCBI's taxonomy places the organism in Eukaryota, Fungi, Ascomycota, Dothideomycetes, Pleosporales, Pleosporaceae. The annotation marks the transcript as partial. The record is from RefSeq and is a predicted model, not a curated record. The transcript has a single exon.
UUAGCGACCUCCGGCUUUGAUGGCUUCCGCAAUUCUACCCUCACCGAUUCUAGUCUCUUGGGCGUCAAUGUCUAUCUCAAUCUGGUUAACUCUGCUGGUACUCACGCUGUACAGAUGCUGCCACAAUUUGUCAAAGCGCUCGCGAUCUUCGAUGCCUUGUAUCCCGCUGUAAUAUCGAUUCUCAUCUUGAUCGCAUACUUACAGAUUUUAGUACCUAGCCAGCAUGGACCUCGAGCGGUCUUGUGCAAAGGCUAG